Molecule: messenger RNA, 1065 nt
Organism: Penicillium angulare
Lineage: Eukaryota; Fungi; Ascomycota; Eurotiomycetes; Eurotiales; Aspergillaceae
Exons: 5
Coding region: 1-1065 (354 amino acids)
Biological process (GO): transmembrane transport
Cellular component (GO): membrane
Molecular function (GO): transmembrane transporter activity
Source: RefSeq, a predicted model, not a curated record
AUGACUCAGUCUUCCGCAAAAGCCACAAAGCAAGACGUGAUGCCCCCCGACAGAUCCAGUAUAGGACCAGGUAUCGUGGAGCAUGUAUGCACACUUAACAAAGAGGAUGAAGACGACGCUAUCCUUCGGGCAAAUGGCCAUGAAGCUGCUAUGCCCCGCCAGUUCAAUUGGAUAUCCGCUCUUGGCCUUGGGUUUUCCAUCACCAAUUCUUGGAUUGGGUAUUUGAGCUGUUUCGGGCAAGGAUUAAGAUACGGCGGUCCGCAGACGUGUGUUUUCAGCCUACUAGUCGCGUUUUUCGCCCAAUUAUUCGUAGCUGUUGGACUGGCGGAGCUAGCCUCGGCAUAUCCGUCCAGUGGGGGACAGUAUCAUUUUUGCUAUAUCCUUAGCCCUGCAAAGGCAAGAAACUACAGUGCUUAUGUUGUCGGCUGGAUAUCAAUGCUUGCUUGGUGGAUUGUGACAUGCUCUGGUGUGUCGCUUGCGGCGCAGGUCCUCAACGGAAUCGUCCUAUUCUGCUACCCAGAUUAUGCAGGAAAUCAGUGGCAGACAUAUUGCAUCUACGUGGCUGUCUCUUUCGUGACCAUGAUUCCGGUUUUUUUCUCAACAAAGAUGUAUGCUUUAUCGCAGGCAUCUCUAUAUCUAUCACUUGCUGGGUAUUUGAUAUUGUUUAUUAUCGCUCUUGUUAUGCACAAGAGUCGAAUGCCGACCUCCUUCUUGACACAGCCUGGACUGGGAAACAGCGGCUGGAAUGAUGGUACAGCAUGGUUGCUUAGUAUCAGCAACGCAAUGUACGCCUAUGGUGGGAUUGACGGAGGUAUGUUCCCUUUUGAAGAAACCCUACUUUUAUUGAAGGAUACUACUAGUAACACAACUCUCCGCGAAGUUAUACAUAUCUCUGAGGAGAUGCCAAGACCCGGAAAGAAUAUUCCUCGGGUUAUUAUGUUGACGAUGUCCAUUGGACUAUUCACUGCCUUUUCACUUCUUACCGUUCUCAUGCUCUUUCAAAUCGACAUGGAUGCAGUGCGUUCGGCCGCACUUCCCAGCCUUGAACUAAUCUAUCAAGUGUGA